CCGACAAGCCAGGAAGGUGAGCCCUGUUCACACCUCGGCCAGGCUGGGGUGGCCAGGACUGGUUUGGAAAGGCAGGGCCCCAGGCACGGGGGGCCCCGGAGCUGGCAGCCACAGCCUCCUGCCUGUGCAGGGACGUCCAGGAGCAUCUUGGGGCCGGAGCCCCUGCUGCCUGCCCUGCUGGGACUCUGCCCUCAGCCCCAUCACCAUGAAGCUCCAGGUGUUCUGGAUGGGGCUGGAAUACACCUGCCGGCUCCUGGGCAUCACCACUGCUACAGUGUUGAUCGGCGUGGGCACUGAGACCUUCCUCCAGGGGCAGUUCAAAAGCCUGGCUUUCUAUCUGCUCUUUACAGGAGCCGCCGUCUCCGUGUGCGAAGGGGCCUACUUUGUGGCUCAGCUGCUGGCCCUCUGCUUCCAGUGUCAGCCAGGGUCCCUGGCCGACAGAGCAAGGGAGAAGGCCCACUGGCUGGGCUGCUUCCAGAAGUUCCUGGCCUACAUGCUGCUGUCGGUGGCCUGCUUCCUGCACCCUGUCCUGGUCUGGCACGUGACCAUCCCAGGCUCCAUGCUGGUCGUCACCGGCCUGGCCUACUUCCUGCUGAGCAAGCGGAAGAAGCGGAAGGCGGCCCCCGCGGUGCCCGCGCCCCCGGAGCAGUACGCAGACCCCUGCGGCAGCGCCGUCAGUACCACCGGCUCGGGGGACACCGAGCAAACCUACACCUUCCAUGGGGCCCUCAAGGAGGGGCCCAGCUCCCUCUUCACCCACAUGAAGAGCAUCCUGAAGGGGGCCAAGAAGCCCACCGCCCGCCCGCCCCCGGACGCCCUGAUGGAGCUGAGCCUGGAGCCGGCCGACUCCCUGGCCAAGAAGAAGCAGGUGCACUUUGAGGACAACGUGGUCCGGAUCAUCCCGUCCCUCGCAGAAGGCCUGGACGAGGGGGGGGACAGCGAGGCAGAGGAGACCACCUCCGACACCACCCCCAUCAUCCCUCCGGCCCAGGCCCCGCUCCUCCCGUCUUCGCUCACGGCCACCGGCCUGUUCUGAGCUGCGGGCUCCAGCGGGGGCGCUUCCUGCGGGGUCUGCAGAGACCCGUGAUCCUGCCUGGAGUUUCCUGACGUCCUCGGGCCCUCCCGGGAGCUCAGGGUCUUUGCAGGUCAGGUCCUUUCGGGGUGACCUGACAUCCCGAGGCGGCUGGGCCCUCGGGAGGUGUGACAGGCCAGCAGUUGGCAGAGGCCUUGAGAGGCCCACAAACAGGGCCACCAGCUCAGGCUCCUCCCUCCUGGCCACGGGCGGGGAGACCCUUGUACUUUCCCGCAAAAGACCAUCACUGCCACUUCACACAGGCUGCAGGAGCCACUGCUUCGGCCCCAGAAGGGAGAAAAGCCUUACUCCUGAUACAGGGCCCCGUGGUCCACCCGUCUCUGACGCAACAACCGGCUCGGAAGGCCCAGGGCUGCGUGGGCAGCUGAGCCUCUCAAAGGCCGGACUUGGACCCAUGGACAUGGCUUGGGGGAGGGAGGGAGGGAGCAGCUGGGCAGCAGGCCCCAUUCUCUGCAUGCUCUGGGGCUGGGGCUGACCCGCAGGAGUUACAGAGCCGGAGCCGCCCCGAGAAACAAUGCCGCUCUGUGCUCACUGCGGGAAAGCCUGGCUGGGGGCUCCCUGCGUCCCCGCCACGUGGGCCUUUCCCAGAUGCCAAGUAGAUGAUGCAAACUGGAAUAAUGAACGCCUAUGGCUGCCUACAGCCCGGAAUGCCAGGGCACUGAAGGCAGUGAGUGCCCACUGUGAGCAGGACCAGAGGCAGUGACCUGGAGGGUCGCACACCACAGAGAAGUGGCCCUGCCGCCCUUAGGCACCUGGUAACAGAGUAGGUGGUAAAUGUUAUAUAAGUUUGUUCAAAAUGGGAGGGAGGCAGGGCAGAGGCAGGAAGAAAGGCGGGUAGGAGAAAAGUGGGCAGGGAGGCAGGUCCUCCACCAUGAGGCUACAGAAGUGACGGUUAACCCAGAAAGAACAAAGAAAUUUGAAUCAGAUAUGCUUUGUGAAAGGAUUUGCAAUAUAGUUUUACUUCUGAAAAGUGCCCUUUGGUCUGUAGGACUGUUGCCAGGAAGAGCAGACACCCUCCCAGGCCCGCGCAGUGCUGGGCAACCAGAGGGCAGAGUCCUGCCGCUCCCAGGCCGAGUGAGCGAGCCGACAGCAGCACUCUGCGGAAGGAGCUUGGACCACACGCUCCACAGUUUAGAUGAGACACCUGGAUCCCUUCCUGGACGCCUGUCAACAUCCCUUACAGGUUAUUUUGCCAAGGUGAUGGAAACAACAGCCAGCCAGAAGUUGGUGUCAGUCUGGUGCCUAAACUCCGCAGGUGGCCUCGACCAGCAGAGCUC
Molecule: messenger RNA, 2370 nt
Organism: Lemur catta (Ring-tailed lemur)
Lineage: Eukaryota; Metazoa; Chordata; Mammalia; Primates; Lemuridae
Gene: TMEM72
Product: transmembrane protein 72
Exons: 5
Coding region: 206-1036 (276 amino acids)
Source: RefSeq, a predicted model, not a curated record